GUCUGCGACCGUCGUACGCGUUUCCCGUUCAGUUUCGCCGGGUAUAUGCGGUAUAACGUCGGUUACCGCUGACAUGGUUGUUCACAUUACGGUGGAAGACGCCAUCGAAUACCGUAACAAUAACAAUAACAUUGAUACCGUCUUCGUCCGCCCGAACUGCAGCCGUUGUUGCCGUUGUUGUUACCUAGGCCAUCGUUCGUCGUGAAUACCGGCACAACCAAUGGGCUUCAAGUAUAUUUACCCGGUACGUGUUUCCUUUUUUUUUUUUUUUUUUUCCGCGUCUCUAAACGGCUCUUCCGCCUUCGGUUUUGGUUUUUCAACCGAAACCGUUUUUUUUUAGUGCAGCGUCUUUUCCGAAAAGAAAUGUCGUCGGCGCGUCGCGGAGCGGUUUUCGCGACGUUUCCGAAUGACCGGUACGAUACGUUUGGGAAAACCGGCCGCACAUUGACGUUUUCAUUAUUUUCGAUUUCAUUGCGAUUUGGCUGAAAACGGUACUUGACAUUUAUUUUGUGCACGACGCUACUAACGGCCUUUUCCAGACGCGUCCGAAUUUAAAAUCAUUUAUAAGUCUUCUGUGUUUUUUUUUUUUUUUUAUGCAAACUGUACGUUUUCGGUUUUAAUGUGGAUACAAUAUUGUUUUGGUCGAUCACAGAUUCUUGACGGUUUAUAUCAUACAAGUUAUGCGCAAUAGUCAAAACAAUACAAAUUCGAGCGUAAAGUAGUAUUUUUUAAGCUUUUUUUCUCGAGUUUAAACUUUACCAAAAAUCGUUAAAAUCACGGGAUUUAAAACAUCUUAAAACACGUUUGAAUUUUAAAAAAUCGGAAAAAAUUUAGAAAACCGUUUCCCCUCCUCGUUAUAAUAACUUUCCAAACGGAAAUUUCAAGAGAGACAUUUUAAAGGUGGAAAAUUAUAUUUUUAGUUUUUACGUGAUGGGUACAAUUGUUUUAGCUCCGAAAAAAAUAAUAAUUCGCCAGAGGUUAUACUUAGUGGUGGAAUAAAAAAAGUCGGGUGUAUUUUUUCAAUUUUUUGAUUUAUAAACGUUUAAAGUUGAAAUUUCGCAUUUUUUCCCAUCGAUAUCCGAGCGUUCCCGAUGCAGACGUGAAAAAAAUAAUACCGCGAACAAUUUCCGGGUUGUAAAAUUAUAUUUUAUCUUUUUCGCACCGACAUCGCCGAGAAUUGUUAUAUUGCGCGGAAUUUUUUUUCUUUUCGGAUGGAUAAACCGGAAAAAGGUUCAGUAGAAAAAAAAUUGCGUAAUAUUUUGUAAUAUUAUUUUGGCAGACUAUUGUGCGCUUCCGCCGAAAUGCAAUACUCGGGGUUGGUGUUUUAUUUUUAUUUUCGCGCGACGGGAAAAUCGAAAAUAGAUAGAAAAUACGCUCGGUAUCGACGAUGACGACGGGGAAGAAAACCAAAGGACAAAAAAAAAAAAAAAAUAAUAAAAAAUCUCCCACGGUUAAGUUAAAACUAUUCCCCGACGACGCGACGUUCUUAACAAUGGGCAAGCCGUCGUCCACGAUCGUCUCGGGAGCGGGUUUUCGUUUUUACGUCCCGUCCGAACAAUAUGCGGAAAUCCGUCGCGUUCUCUCGUCUUUUUGCGUUUGGCGCCCUAUCGUUUUUGACGUUUUUCGAAAAGCGCGAGUCGUCCGAAUCGUCCGGCACAAGUUUCCACGAUGUUUCCGGCGUUUUUUCUUCGGCGAUCGAUUUCCAAGGCCGGCGACGGUACCCGACGGGAGCGCAUUCGUUUCGUCCGCGACCACGCGCGAGCCCUUCGCGGGUAAAACAGAUUUCGAUUGUCGAAAAACUUGCGUGAUAUAUCCGCCGGUGUCCACGGUGGAUUCCCGGGGAUGUUGUACUCAAACGUGUGAAGAAUACAGCUGGGAGUCGCCGAGGAAUAUUUCCGAGGACCCGACGAACAAGACGGCUCGCCGCCGUUUACGGGGGGCAGAUUUUAGCGAGACAUAACACGUCUGACCCCCCCCCCACUGACCUAUUUUUUUUUAUCCUCUAAUUUUUAUAAGACCGUCGAACAGACAAAUUGCUCGCGAAAAUAAACGAAUUAUUAAAAAUUGAUCGCGUUUUUGAUUAGCCUCGGUACAUAUUACGCAUUAUACGCUAUAAAAUAUUACGACGCAAUUUGCGCGUUCAAUAUAUUAUCUCCCUCCAAGGUAAAAUUUUAAACGCGCCAUAAACACAAUAUAAAGUACGCAUACAACAAGUGUUUAGUAGAAAAUAUAAAAAAAAAAACAAAAAAAAACUCUGAGGAAAAUCGUCUCAAUCGUGUUAUACGUUCUGUUAGGUGCCGCCGGAUAGUGUAAAAAAAAAAAAAAACCCACCCAAAACGCCUAUUUACCCACCAAACGUCGCGUUUCCCGACAUUUGGACCGCAAGAUAACCGCCGGCCACUGCUCGAGAAGUCGCGAUACCGCGCGCGCGCUGUCACGACGCCGUACAGAAAUACAUUUUAAAAUAACCGAAUAAAGAUAAACGGCCGGUGAUUUCAUGAUAUCUUGACAAAAGAAAACGAUAACAUUUGUUUUAUUGUACAUUUCGUGAAAUUUAUGCGUGUCAGAAGCAGUAAAAGACGUGCAUCGGUUUCGGUGUGACGCUCGUGUAUUGUACGCGUUAUACUACACAAUACACUACGGUAAUCGUAAUUUUCACACAUUUGUUUUACGCACUCAUCACGGAUGUACAAACAAUUUUUUUCCAUUUUUUUUUUUUAAACAUACAAUAAUAUUGUGUUUUACAGCUGUGCAUCGUUUGUUUCACGGUGCUGUGCGUCAGAUGCGAUCCGCCGCGCUCGUCGUCCGCAUCGUUCGAAGCGGAAACGGUUCCCGAGUCGUACGAGGAAACGAAAAGAUCGCUCUACGACGACGAUACCGCGUUGGAGGCGACGCAACUCGGCGACGACGACGGUGAUGGUACCGCGGAAGACCGUCGUCGGCAGCACCAUCACCACCUCAAGCGGUUCAUGGUGACCGUGAACGGCGUGCCGGACGGCGAGACGUCCGGCACGAACAGGCCGUACUUUAUGCACCAACAACAGUACCCGCAGCAACGUCUUCACCCCCAGCCGCAGUCCCAGCAGCAGCAACAGCUACAGCCGCAGAUGCAACAGUCGUCUCCGAUACAGCACUCGCAUCACUAUCACGAGCAGAGUCUCAGUUUCGACCAUCCGUCGGCGGUGGGCGGCACCGCCGGCGGCGGCGGCGUCAGCGGCUACAACGAACAGUCGGACGGUUUCUACCAGUCCGGCGGUGACGGCGGCGGCCGGGGCGGCGAAACCAUAAGCCUCGACUCGACCGGGUUCACCGACUUCGUACCGUCCGUCGGGUUCCGUUCGGCCGGCGGCGGCCAACCGGUCAUGCCGCCCAUGCCGUCGUCCCCAUCGUCGCCGUUCAACGCGCCGAUUCACAACCAGCUCCCGACGUACGACGGCGGUUCGAGCGGCCAAUUGUCGUUCGACUCGACCGGUUUCGGCCACGAAUCGCCUUCUUCGGCCGGUUACAAUAUCGGCGGCGGCUCGGGGUACUCUUCGGGCGGCGGCGGCGGCGGCGGAGGAGGUUAUGAUUACUCGGCGCCCCAGUCCCAUCAGGCUCCGAUCAUACACAAGUCCAUUUACGUGCACGUGGCGCCGCCCGACGACGAACCGCCCCGCAAGCAGCGGGUCAUCAUGCCCAACGUGCCGCCCAAGAAGAACUAUCAGAUAGUGUUCAUCAAAGCGCCGACCGCGCCGCCGCCCACCGCUCCGAUCAUACCGCCGCCGCCCCAACACUCGGACAAGACGCUCAUCUACGUGCUGCACCCCAAACCGGAAGAGGCGCCGCCCAUACACAUACCUCCGCCGCCGGUCACGCAGCCGCUUAAGCCCGAGGUGUACUUUAUCAAGUACAAGAACCGCGACGACUCGCACGGCGGCGGCGGCGGCGGCGGCGGCGGUGAUUACGGCGGCGGCGGCGGCCAUCACGGUGGCGCGGGCGGCGUGUUACCGUCGCCGGGUGAAGAAUUCGGCGGCGGCGGCGGCGGCGGCGGAUACGGGGGCGUCAGCGAUAAUUCCGGUUAUCCGCAUAGGCGUUAUGGCCGCGGCGACCAAACGCCGGUACCGCCGACGGGGUCGUCGUCCGAGACGUCGCUUUCGUCGUCGGGCGACGGCGGCACGGCCACCACGGCCGCCGGCGCCGCAGACGAGGACGAAGACGGAGCCGUGGCGCCGGAACAACGGGAACUGAUCGAAGCGACGGUCGCGGCCACCGCCGAGGCGGCGGCCGGCCCGACCGCGGCCGAGACGGUCGACGAGCUGCAGGGCCGGGGCGGCUACAGCACCGAGUACAACGACGCGUCCGUCGACAGCACCAACCUGAGCGAGACGCACGUGCUGUCCACUACGGCGCCCAAAGGGAAAAACGGCCACUGAUCGCCGCAACCGCGCCACCGCGAACGCAUCGAGUGCUGUGACAUUAAUAUCGCGCGUCGUCCAUAUGCACGUGUAUUAAUGUAUUAUUAUUAGUAAUAUUAUUAUUAUUAUUAUUAUUAUUGUUGUUGUUGUCGUCAAUGUAUUAUGGAU
Molecule: messenger RNA, 4562 nt
Organism: Cinara cedri
Lineage: Eukaryota; Metazoa; Arthropoda; Insecta; Hemiptera; Aphididae
Source: the annotation of a GenBank genome assembly